AUGCAGCCGAUAGUUGCGAUGGGAGUUAUCGACAGAGCUAUGUAAAUUACUACUUUUUAUUAUAGUUUUAUCAAAUAAAUGCAAAAUGGAUAUCUGCCGCCUCUGUUUGCGCGGAGUGAGCGGCGCCCAGAUGUGUCUACAGAUCUUCGAUGUGGACUCGGGCGAAAGCAAGGUGGCGGAGGUGCUGCGCCAACAUUUCUGGUUCGAGGUACUGCCCAACGACGAGAUAUCCAAGGUUAUCUGCAACGUCUGCUGGACGCAGGUGUCCGAGUUCCAUCAGUUCUACGUGUCCAUACAGGAGGCCCAGGUGAUAUACGCCACCACCUCAAAGUUCAAGCAGGAUCCAGAAAUGGUUAACACCUCCUGGCCGGAGGAGGUGCUCAUGCCGGCCGACGUUCUCGCCGUGGACAACGAUGUCAGUGCCCAGCUGAAUGUGAAUCCCCUCGACGAGUUGGACCUGAGCCAGCCCAUGUCACCGGAAGACAGCAAGGUGGGCAUCAAAACCGAGCGACAGUCACCCGACAUGGAAUUCCAAUUUGAGGAUGCGAACAAUGAACAGGAUGAGGACUACGAGGAGGAAGAGGAUGAGGACCCCGACGACCUGAUCGUGACCCGGAGUGGACGCAAACGUAAACGGGAGGGGGCCAAGACGGCAAAAACGAAAAGAGGAACGGUUGCGGUGGGCAGAAAAGGCAAGGAUAAGAUGGUGGCCAAGCGGGGACCGCAAAAGAGAAUAUUCAAAAUGGAACGUCUGCCUCCAUUCUGCAAAGAAGACGAGGAACUCAUCAAGCGCUACAUAGUCAUGGGCUGCGAGCUGUGCAUAUUCCUGGCCGAGGACUUCGACGGCAUCCGCGAGCAUUUCAAGGAGAAGCAUCCGGACGAGAGGCCCUACAUCAAGUGCUGCGGCCGCAAGCUCAACAAACGCUGCCUCAUCCAGGAGCAUGCGCGAAGGCAUGAGAAUCCGGAAUACAUCAAAUGCAAGGACUGCGGAAAAGUGUUCGCCAAUUCGAGCGUACUGCGUGCCCACUGGCUGGUCCACCAUGUUCCAGAUGAGGAGUGCGACUUCCAGUGCGAGGACUGCGGCAAACGCUUCUCGCGGCGCAACCUGCUAGAGCUGCACAAGGGCUCCCAUGUGCCCGUCAACGAGCGCAAGUUCAUCUGUCCGCAGUGCCCCAAACACAAUGCUUUUGCCACGGAGUACCACAUGCAGGUCCACAUCAGCAUGCAGCAUCGCAAGGCGGCUAAUAUCUGUCAUGUGUGCGGCAAGAAGAUCAAGGACAAGGCGGUCUUCGAGAAGCACGUUCGCCUGCAUUUCGAGGAGAGUGGACCACGCAUCAAGUGCCCGCGUCCGGACUGCGAAAGCUGGUUGAAGGACGAGGACAAUCUCAAGCAGCAUUUGAGGCGGCACAACGACGAGGGCAAACUAUUUAUAUGCUCAGAGUGUGGCAAGAGCUGCAAGAACUCCCGUGCACUGAUCGGUCACAAGCGUUAUUCCCACUCGAAUGUGAUCUACACCUGCGAGCAGUGUGGCAAAACCUUCAAGAAGGACAUCAGCCUUAAGGAGCAUAUGGCACAGCACACCGGCGAGCCACUCUACAAGUGUCCCUUCUGUCCCCGCACCUUCAACUCGAACGCCAACAUGCACUCCCACAAGAAGAAAAUGCAUCCGGUGGAGUGGGACAUAUGGCGAAAGACCAAGACGGGGAGCUCCCAGAAGGUCCUGCCCAGUGCCCAAGUGGCGCAGAUGUUCAGGGACGAUGCCGAUGCCGCAGCUAUUGCCAAUGACUACUCGGGUUAGGCCCGGGAACGCUUAAGGAAAUCGAUUUGCGGAAGCAUUGCUUAGUUUUUGAUUGACCUUUGUUUGAAAACAAAAUAUAUAUAUAAUAGGAAUUAUUUGAAA
This is a messenger RNA of Drosophila santomea, 1900 nucleotides long. RefSeq names its product transcription factor grauzone. Gene Ontology annotation, cellular component: nucleus. Gene Ontology annotation, molecular function: DNA-binding transcription factor activity; zinc ion binding. NCBI's taxonomy places the organism in Eukaryota, Metazoa, Arthropoda, Insecta, Diptera, Drosophilidae. The coding region runs from base 86 to 1798 and encodes 570 amino acids. The transcript has 5 exons. The record is from RefSeq and is a predicted model, not a curated record.